CAACACCAACCGCCAUCGACCAACCUUAUCACGACCCCUCGAUGGAAUUGGAAUUCCGAUCGACACCAUGCCUAAUGAUAUCAAGAAGUCUUCCCAAAGACGCAGGUUCAAAGUGCCGAGCGAGUUCGGCCAGGCAAGACAACCGAGAAGCCGAAAGAAUCGCCCUUGUGACGCAUGCCGUAAGAGAAAGACGGCGUGUGUUAUCACCUCUACACCACCUUGCCUUUUCUGCAAGGGGAGAGGCAUUAAAUGCAGGUCAUCGGCUUCGGAUAGUGUUGCCUCUGGGUCGGCUCCAUCUGCAUCUUCGUUCGCAUCCGCAUCAGCCCCUCAAGAUGCAGCGCAAGAUGGGCCUUCCAGUAACUCGGAAUCUCCGAGGAUAACGUCAAAUAACAUAAGCCUUUCGACUCGUAGUGACCCAAUCGAAGUAAUCCCAGCACCCUACCUGCAGACACUAGAAGAUCACGAGAAUAGGACAGCACACAGCAUGGGCCCGGCAGCUGAACAAGACACCCACUUCCUUGCUUCCUUCCGCUCAGACGUUCUCAGCGGGCCCAAUCAAAUCGACGCAGAGUUCAUUCAGGUCUACAAAGGGGGCGGAUACCCGUGGGAUCCUCCGGUUCACUUCUGUCUCCUACAGGACGAGUUCACAGCCCACGACAACAUGGCCCGGGAAGAAGCCUCUCGUGCGAUAGAGGAACUGGUUGAGCCUCACGGUCCUACGCUCGUACGUCUAUAUUUCAGACAUAUUCACCCGGUAUUGCUUGUUCUGUCGAAGGUCAGCUUUCUAAGACAAUACACCGACGACAAAUCAAAGCUUCCCGCCUCCCUCCGCGGGGCAGUAUACGCACUAGCCUCAGUCUUUUGGAAGUCUGAGCCGUCGCUACAAGGUUCCCUUCAUUUCCAACAGCAUGAGCUCGCCGACCUAGCCACAGGCUCUUUGCAAAGAGAAUUCGACUCACCAAAAUUGGCCAAGCUCCAAGCAUCCCUGCUCCUCCUUCACAUGACGCCCAACAGGACAGACAGUAUCGCGCAUCCCAGAACCUGGACAUCGACAGCGCAGGCCGUAGCCGCUGCCCAGAUGACCGGGCUACACCAGGACGCUGAGAAGUGGUAUAUCCCGGCGUGGGAGAAGAGGCUGCGAAGGAAGCUUUGGUGGGCUACGUAUGUGACUGACGUAUGGUCGGCACUAUGCCACGGAAACCCACCGCAUAUCUAUCCUACCUCUUUCAACACGUCAUCCAUUGCUAUGGAAGAUUUGCGAUCCGAUGAGAGCGUUCCUGAGGACUUGAAAUCGCUGGUUUAUCCGUGUAAUGUAGGAUUUGAUGUUGCUUCUGGAGCGCGGUUUCUGGAGUUGGUAAAGGUGAGCCAGACCUUGCGAGAAGUAAUUGACUGCAGUUUUCAGGUAACUAGGCUUUCCCCUCCAUACUCACAGAAGUUAGAAAUGGAGAAUCGAGGGCGUCUGGUCUUGCUCCAGGGAGAGCUUCACAACUGGUCGACACUACUGCCGCAAUGUCUUUCAAUACCUCAUCCCGGUAAGGCGCCAGAUAUAUCCAACAACGCGCCCCUACAUCUAGCGUAUUACGCCCACUUGGCGCUUCUUUACCGCGCUCUCAUGAACCCAGCUACCAAGGUUUCCAAGGCAAUGCCAUCAUCUAAUCUUCGCCUGUGGUUUGGCACGGCACUCUCCGACUUUGCUAGCUUCACGAUGUUCAUGAGUGAACUAACUUCUGGGGACCUACAAGGCUUUUGGGGCUGCCACGCCCGAUCUCAAUUCAUACUCUGCGGCAACUUCAUCACCUACUUAUUUGUGCUGGCAACUGAGCCAGGAGACGUCACGUCGGCCUUCAACUUACUGGAGAGCUUUCACGACACCCUGCAGCGGCUGAAUCGACACAUCGACUCGAUCUCAGAGUUGCUCCUCCUUCCUGUCACUCUUCGGAUUGACUCGUUCUUCACCCAGGCAGCCGAUCGACUGCGUGGUGGGCCAGCUGCUAUUAGCACGGCUCCUGCAACUUCGACUUCUGCAUCGGCACCAGUGUCACUCACAGACACAACCUAGGAACUCUUCGAUAUCGUUCAAAUCAUUACGAAGCAUGCUGUUAUCGUACACUUCGAUCAAUGCAAAGCCGUGUCCCGUCCAUAUGCAGUCCUGGGAUAGUAACCGACGCAAACCUUAGUUCUUCUCCUCCAUACCAUCCCUCAGAAUCUCAAUCUGCUUCUUAAUCUCAACCCACAACGUCAACUUCUUCAAGUCACCGUCAUCCUCAGCAUCAUCGACAACACCAAGCCAGUCAUCCUCAAGCUGUUCCGUCAAAGCCUCGA
Molecule: messenger RNA, 2322 nt
Organism: Colletotrichum acutatum
Lineage: Eukaryota; Fungi; Ascomycota; Sordariomycetes; Glomerellales; Glomerellaceae
Product: fungal-specific transcription factor domain-containing protein
Exons: 5
Coding region: 68-2059 (663 amino acids)
Biological process (GO): DNA-templated transcription
Cellular component (GO): nucleus
Molecular function (GO): DNA-binding transcription factor activity, RNA polymerase II-specific; DNA binding; zinc ion binding
Source: RefSeq, a predicted model, not a curated record